This is a messenger RNA of Macrobrachium nipponense, 9010 nucleotides long. Its product is annotated as ras-related protein M-Ras-like. Lineage: Eukaryota; Metazoa; Arthropoda; Malacostraca; Decapoda; Palaemonidae. Bases 86 to 844 code for a protein of 252 amino acids. The record is from RefSeq and is a predicted model, not a curated record. Gene Ontology annotation, molecular function: GDP binding; GTP binding; GTPase activity. Gene Ontology annotation, cellular component: plasma membrane. Gene Ontology annotation, biological process: Ras protein signal transduction. The transcript is spliced from 5 exons.
CUCUCUGGGCAAGAAGUAGGAAGCUCGGCUCCCUGCCGGCAGACCAGUCACCACCGACUCACCAGACCUACGGCCGCCUAGCGACAUGGCUCUACAGUUGGCAUCACUGUUCAGGAUUGUUGAUGGCAAGGAGGUGUGUGUAGCAGUGUGGGAAAAGGGGGUGAGAGGGUUGAUAGAACGAGGUCAGAGCAAAGCAGGAACACUGGGACGGGGACGCCAGCCCUCCUCUGGGUCGGCCAGCACAAACAGCAGCAGGAUGUCAAAACCACCAUCGGACAAAUUGCCGACCUUCAAAUUGGUAGUGGUCGGGGAUGGUGGUGUUGGUAAAUCGGCACUCACCAUUCAGUUCUUCCAGCGGCUGUUUGUGACUGACUACGACCCCACCAUCGAAGACUCGUACAUCCAGCACACAGAGGUUGACGCUCAGUGGUGCAUCCUUGAUGUUCUGGAUACAGCAGGUCAAGAGGAGUUUAGUGCCAUGCGGGAACAGUAUAUGCGGAAGGGAGAUGGAUUUAUGUUGGUUUAUUCAGUCACGGACAAGCAGAGUUAUGAGAACAUUCAACAUUUCUACACACAGAUACUCCGAGUCAAGGAUAGGGAGUCAUACCCCAUGCUGUUAGUGGCCAAUAAGGUGGACUUGGUACAUUUGAGGAAAGUGUCUGAAGAGAUGGGACGAGAACUCGCCCACAAACUCAACAUUUCAUACAUUGAGACCAGUGCCAAGGAUCCUCCAUUGAAUGUUGAUUCAGCCUUCCAUGAGGUUGUCCGUAUCAUCUGUAACUCCCAACUAAUUGAUGGCCCCAAGAAGCACAAAGUCAAGACUACUAAAUGCUUGCUUAUGUAAGAGGCUCCUUUUUAAAAUUUAUUUAUUUUUAUAUAUGUUUAUUAUUGUUUUAAGUGCAGGCUCCCACAACCAAUGAACUAACUGAUACUUAGUUUGAUAGUGAUUUUGGAAAUGAAAUAAGUACAUUUGUGUAACUAUGGACAGGUAUGUAGACAUAGGGAAACAAGUGAACAUGGCAUAUUUUGUUCAAAUAUAUAAGCCAAAUAUACACAAUUUACCUAACAUUAUACACUAUUAUUUUUACACAGUUUUUUGGUUUCUUAUAUAAAUAGAGACUUCACACCAAAAUGGAUUCAAGCCUAGAGCUUCUUUAAAAUUUCUAAAGGGAUUCAAGCCUAGAGCCUCUAAAAUUUCAGUGACCAUUAGUAGAUGGUGGUACAGAAUACUGUUCAGUGCUCCAAAUAUUUCCAUCAUCACUUAUUAGACUACCUCUUUAAGUGCUGUCAUACAAAUAUAUUCCAUCAUUUCUUCUUGCAGUGGCAUCGUUCUUUGUAAAUUAAGUCUAUACUACAUCUGUGUGUAGUAAUAUUUAUAUGCAGAGGGAUACAGGACAGGUACUGUAGUUUUUGCCUUCAUCUUUGUUAGGAUCUGAGAACAAAACAUAAAUGAGUGAAAAAUAUGUUGUAUAAAAAGAAUUUACAGAGAAAUCAGUGAACAUGGAAGUGUGUAAGCUUUUCUGUAGCUGAAUUUUAGAAGGGUAGGACUAAGUAUAUGAAUAUGGUGAAUUAACUGCAGUUGUAACUACUAAUUAGUUUUUUUUUUUACAAUUUCAUUUUGUAAGGUGACUGGAUUUGAGAGGCAGUUUGUUUGGCAGAAAAAAGAAAUUGUAAUUACUAUAAGAAAUUCUAAUGGCAACAUUGUUUCCUUACAAUAUAACAUUGUAGUAGGGUUCGGCUUUAUUUGUAAAGAUUUUAACCCACUUUUGCAGGAAUAUUGGCAUAAGGAAAAACUAGACGAACAUACAUCUACUGUAAUUGCACUAACUUGUGAUAGUGGAUUUACACUAAUAGGCUAUUGGAUACUGUGUGACAUAUAAUUUUAUAAUACUUGUUUCAUGAAUACUUGUUUCAAAGCAGGUGAUUGCUAAGUCAGUUUUAAUCUUACAUUUUCUUUUGCCAAAGAUACAGUAUGAAUUCUUAACAUUUGUGUUACAUUGUUAUUAUUAUUACUAAUUUUAGCAACCUUAUAGCUGCUACUUAUUGCACAACAUAUAACAGCACACAGGGCAUUAUAAAGACUGUGUUCACUUUGACUUCAUCAUAUGUGUAUGUAGCAUAUACCUACGAAUGGUCACUUAAAUGUAGCCUCAUAGAAUUUAUAGGAAAAUUAGAUAUACUACAUUACAAAAGAGUUUAAGGUCUGUAUCAUAUAUUCGGUACAGAAACAAUUGGUGAAUUUACUAUCAUUCAUGUGUAUAUGAAUCAUUGUCAUAUAUAAAUAUGGGUAAACUUUCUGUUAGUUGUAUCAAGUCAGGUCUUUGCUGAAGGAGCUGUUGAAAUUUAUUGAAUGAGUUUAAAGUGGCAGAUGUAAAGUUUUUUUUUUUUUUUUUUUUUUUUUUUUUUUUGCUGAAAACCCCUUGGGAUUUUUUUCAAGCUAGUCAUGUACUGAUAAAAAAAACUGAUUGUCUCAAGUUUUCUGGUGUAAAUGUGUAUUAUUUCUUGAAGACGACAAAGAAAAUUUCAUAAAGUUAAAUACUUCUUAGUGCCAUUGAGGCUACUGCUAUUCCCUUCUGUUUCUUAAAUUUAAACGUGUCAGUUUUUAAGGAUUAUCUUUCAGUUCCUCUAGGAGUAAAUAAAUAAAAAUUAAGGCUUUCUUUUCAUAUAAAUUUAAGUUAACUAGUAAGGCUGAGGAACUAUGUACUAUAAGGUCAAUUUCACAUAGUAUUGAACUACAAACAUACAAGUGGUGUAAUGGAUAAAGAAAUUUUAAAUUACGUAGCCUACAGUUGCAUUUAUUUUGUUCUGUGGAAAAUUGCAUACAAUUAGACUUGUUGAAGGACUUCUUUGUGAGAUAAUAAUAGUAAUUAUGUUAAUCCUAUACCAUCCACACAAUCCCAGGCUAUGUUCUGGCAUAUAUGUUUGCCAGGUGAUUUAUCUGUCCUCUUUUACUUUACUCUCAUCCAAAUUUGUAAUCUCGUUUUCAUGUUCAGUAAUAUCAGUAUGCCUUGUGGUACUGUCACUGAGUUGAAUGCAGUGUUUUAUUUCUUCAUAAAACAGCUAUGAAUAAUAUUUGAGAAGUAUUGUUACUGAAUCCAAGUGAUAUUCUACAAGUAUAACCCAUGGCUGAUCUUUUCUUUCUGUCGAGUAGUGUGCAUUGGUAAUCUAGAUACAGAUUUGUUGUACAAUAUAUGUGUUCUGUACAUUUAUAUUUUUGAACAUGUUUAUUAUUCAAUAUUUAUACAGGGACUCCCACAGUGUACAUUUUAUAUCAGUAAGUUACUUUGUAUAUAUGAAGAAUUAAAGCAUGUAAAAGAAGAAAGCACUGAGUGAAAGAGCAGAAUAACCUAGAUAUCAGAGUUGUGAAAAAAAUCAAAUGGACUAGGCUAGGGUAAACUAAUGUAUAAGUGAAAAAGGGAGAGAUUAAGUAAAUAUAGAAAUUUGAGUGAAGAAUAAAAGUUACGAAGCAAGUAAAGACUUGUAAAGCAGAAUAGGAGAACAGAGAAAAUAUGUGAACAGUAUAUGUAUUGAACAGACAUCAAGCACAGAUACACAAAAUAUUGUGAACAUACCAUUAGCAGAACUUUGGACUUGUACCAUUGUCAAGCUCAGCCUCACCAUUCAGAUCAUCUGUUCAUCUUCAUGUUGUAAUGAAAGUAUUAAAGAUUGAUGGGUGCAAAAAUCGGCUAAGGGUUGCAUUGUUAAUUUCCGUAAUUCUUUUGCUAUUACCCUGAUCAUAUGGGAUCUUACAGAAUUUAUCGAUGAGAUGCAUAAUAAAUCUGUAUUAAGGAGGUACAAGAAGUUUAUUAAAAAAAAAUAUUCUAUUCAAGUUAAAAUUACUGAUUCAAAUGUAUUAUUAGAUCAAACAAAACCAAAUUAUCACCACUGUUGAUCUACUGAUUCGUAAUAAAAGUUCAAAGAAGGUUUUCAGAGCAUGGCAACUUAAUUUUUGCACGGGUUUAGUGAGAUUGUUGUCCAUUAGGCAAACUGUCCAGUAUAUAUUGUCUGAGUAACAUGUAUGUAUAUAAAUACUGCCAAUGUUAUUUCUGCAAUAUUUUUUCAGUUGAUUGAAAAGUGUUGAUCAGUUGUCUAGUUUGUGUCCAUAAAAAUGGGCACCAAGAUAGCUAAACAAAUACAGGUAUUACAGUUGAUGCAACCUUUUUGAGCUUGUGAGCUUGACAAGGUCUUAGCCACAGCCAGGUCAUAAGUUAUGGUUUCAAAUGUUUGUAAUAAUUUGUUUACCUCGUCCUUAGCUUGGGUUACUGAUCUUGAUGCAUCUCUGUUCUCUUCCUACUUUGUUUUCCCAUAUCAUUUAUUUUUAGCUUUGUUUCACACUAUUUAUUUAAUUGUUUGCUAAACUUUUUAUGACAAUAUAAUACCAGAAAAGUUCACAUAGUAGUGUAUGCUUUAUGGAAUGAUGAAUAUCACUUAUUGGUAGGGAAUAUAAAAAGAGUAGGCAUUAAUUUCACUCAAGAUAUUCACAAUCAGAAACAAUAUGAAAACCAUUAUAUUUUUAUUGGGGUGUCUAUAUAUCUGUCUGUAAGUCUGUUUGUAUGUAUAUGUAAAUGCACAUAAAUGUGCACACAAACAUCACAAUUUUUGGUUUUAUGGGAAAAGCGUAUGUUGAUAACAUAGCAAUCUGUGUAGUGCAUCUUUAAUGUUUUUUGCUUCAGAUAUCAAGAUUUCUUUUAGCGAAUUCUUCUUAUUAUUAUUGAUUGAAAGGAGACCCUCGUUUGAACAUAUGGGUGAAAAUUAUCGCUUCUUCAGCUGAAUUUAGUUAUGAUAUAUUUUUUCACACUUUCUAAUUAAUAUUCAUGCUGUUACUCUGGUGUGCAACUGUAACUGGCCAAUAUUCAUUUCUUCAUCCCCAAGGAAGGGUACAAGUGCUCUAAGGAUUCCUUCAACAAGGAAAUCAGGAGGUACAAAAAUUUUGGGAAGGGAGAGAUCCAGGUGGAAAGGGUGGGUCAUCAGUAAGACUUUUAAGAUAGUAGUUCCUCCUACGGCAUCUAGUAAAUUAUGUUUGUCAGGCUCUCUUGAUUAUGAUCACAUUGAAGUAUUGCUUUGAAGGCUGAUAAAGGGUGUUGGGUCUUGCUGCUUAUCACCAUUGUAUUGUGAUGAACAUUAGGUGUAAGGACCUCAUUUAUCUGCUCAGCUUGGUAAGUUGCUUUGUGGGUACAGCAGUCAACAGCACCAACCAACAUUCAGGGAGGCCACACUCAGCCUCUACUAUGAAGACAGAAUGUUUAGUAAUUACUUGGAGAAUUGAAAAGCUCAAGAAAAUAUCACAAACAAUGUAUCCCUGACUUCAGAGGUCUGGGUUGACUAGCAAUCAACAGAACACUUAUAUCUAAUUUAUUACCAAACUAAAUGAAUAACAGAUAAAACAUGAAAGGUAACCCUGCCCACUCCUCUAGGAAUCGUUAAAAAUAAAUAAUAAAAGUCUACCAAAGCAAAUGCCAUGAGUGUGGAUGCCCUGCUCUUAUAGUGGGAUGACAACAUUGCAUCUGGUAGAGUGGAUCUGCCACUUCCAAAAAAUGGCCAUCAGUAAUUGCAUGAGAAUUGUGUACACCACCAUCAUCACUCAUGACUCCAUUUUCACAACAUCGGCAAUGCCCAAUGCAAGAUGAAUACAGAUAUUAUAGAAACUGUCCCGAAGUAGAAAUCUGACUUAAGUAUUGCAGGAAAUGUUUCCUUAUAAGUAUUUACAUGCUGUCCUAACAAGAUCAUGCACCUAGGAGAGAAAACAAGUAACAUGCCUAGGAAGGGAUCCCUACAAGCAGAGAAAGUCACUUUAAAACAGGCACAAGUCAUGUGAUGACAUACACAAACCUGACAACUGUAUGACACUCAGAAUGACAAACUGUCAAUUUUUAACCAAUCUGAUGGCAUAAAAACUGCAUGUAUAUUUUAGACCAACAGAAUGGUACCUCAUUGUGUAAAAGCAACAAAACCUGACUCCCUUGAUCAGUUCACAACACCACCGUAUGUGAUCAUACUCUGGAGACCUGUGCCUUCCAUCUGGAUCUUGCCAGCAUGAAAUUUUGUUCCUAAUGUCUAUUAAAGGAAUCAUUACAGUACUUUCAUCCUUUCCCAAUGAUGAAGAAAUUUAUAUUGCGGAGUUACUUGAAGACCAAAGUAUCAGUGAUAAAAUAUUGAGUAGGAAGACUGAUAAAUAUAUUAUAAACUAAAUGCAGCUGAUGCAAAAAUAAUUUACAACACAACGUAUUGUAAUUAUUAUUUUUACUUUUAUUGUUGUAAGAAGUCAUGAUCAUGGAGCCAUUCAUUCCCUUAUGUUUGAGUAAGACUUCAGUAACUAUCGUAAGAUUUGUAUUGUAUUUGUAGAGGUAAAUACUAAAUGUUGUCUUAUGUUUCAGCUAUAUGUUGAUCAAGUGUAGUGUUACUUAAAAAAAAAGUUUAUAUACGUUGAUAUUAACUUAAGCUUUAAAUUAAGUUUGUAACCCAAAUCUUUCAAUAUGUACCAAAGAAACAUGGAAGUUGUAGACAUUCGUUUUCCAUGUCACCUUUAUUAUUGUCAUCAUUAGCACUCGUUUGUGGACAUACAUCCUCUAUUCAAUUUAGCACCAUGGAUGUUUUUCAAUUGAUUUUGCAGAUAUAAUGGAGGAAUAACAAGGUAGAGGCUUUCUAUGCUCAAAAUAGAAGCACAAACAAAAUGCCUUGUAGGGCAUAUGAAUAAGUGCUCAAAUUCAGAUUUAAUUUUAAUUAAAAAGAAUUUAUUUACAAAUGCUUCUGCAGUCUCCAAGGCUUACGUCUUAAUGCUGCAGUGCACUUAUUGUAUUAGGAUAUUUUGAAAGUGCAAAAUCUUCCAUAAGCUACAUGAAGGAAGUUUUGUGAAUGUAAUGAAGUUCAUUCCUGGCACCAUAACUCAAAUGACUGAAACACCUAUCCUUUGCUGUGUUGAAGUCCAUGCCCGAUUUUAAAACAGGACCCCUGCACCCUCACGACUCCCCCCUUGAGUAGGUGUGAGGGGCUUGCGGAUAUGCUUUGACACAUCCAGUAAUUUACUGUUAGUGAAAUACAGACAUGUAUCAGUAUUAAAAUAUACAGUGUUUAUAUUUAUAUAUAUGCAUAUACACAUUAAGAGUUUGUACAUGGUACAAAGCAUGUAUUACACAGGUCAUACAUUUGUAAUGUAGACUGCAGGCAUCCAUGUACAAACACCUAUGUAACCAACUUCCAAAUAAGUGUGAUGAAAAUUUAGCCAUUGGUCUGUGUAUGUGUAUUAACAUGUUUGCAUAUUAAUUUAAUUGUAUGCAUAUAUAUUAUAUAAUACUUUUCAUACUGUACAUGUGUGUGUGUGUGAAGUUAUUGACAAGAAGCAGCAUAAUUUUGAAUGGAUAGCAUUAUUCGAAUAUAAUUCCUAAAUUGGAAUCUGCCUCUUCGUUGAUAACUCGCAAAUUGGUUGUUUUUUUGCCCUUUUUGUUAUAGUGCCAGUAUCUUUUCAUUUGUUAAUUAUUGUGUGACCAUUGGUAUGUAAUGAAAUGGAAAAAAGUAUAUUCAUGUAUUUUUUUUCAACUGAAAAUUAGGUAAUAUUAAUGUACUUUGAUGUAUGAUAUUGGAGGAAAUUCAAUUAAAUACUGCAAAGUUAUGACCAAAAAGAAGUAGUACUUAUAGAUUCAAACAUGCAGUUGUAUCAGAUCUCAUUGUGUCGAUAAAAAGUCAUAUGCACUGGAAUUUAAUACUGGCUUUUUAAGGCCAAGAAGAUUACAGACCUAUCAAUAAUUUUUAAAGUUAUCCCAGUUGUGGAUAAGGCUUUUUCUUUUUUCAGGAGUAUAGACAUUAUUUGCACCUCCCUCUGUUAUCCUCACUCCUCACUGCCUUCCAGCAUCAUAUCCCCCGUAAGGCUGGAAGGAAGUGAGACCAAAGGAGGAGAUCUUCAAAUAAAGCAAGUUGUUUUCUUUGGAAGUGAGACUAAAGGAGGAGAUCUUCAAGUAAAGCAACUUGUUUUCUUUGAUCUUGUUUUGAUUUUCGUUCCCACUAGGAUAGUAGAAUCCCCAGUCCUUGAGAACUUUGUUGUAAACUAUAUUUUGUGAAGUAAAUGUUGUCUGGAUGUUCCAGAUGCUACAUAAAAAUCUAGAUAUAUUACAUUUAAUGAAAAAUGUUAAUUUAGUACGUAUGUCCCUGAGCAUUUAACUUGGCCUAGUUAAGUUGUUGCUUAAAUACCCCCACAUGAGCAUCACCUUGCUAGGCCUUUGUCAGUUAUUGCUCAGGGAAAGUGGUGGUGUGUCAUUAGGAUGUAAUUAAAUGUCUAGAUAUGUCAUUGCUGUACAAAAUGUCUUGAAAUGAUUCAAUGUUCCUUUUGUCAGUAGUCUUGACUCUUGUCAUAAGUGUUCUAAGAUCAUCAUAUAUUACGAUUGUUUAUGAAUGCACCUGAGGCUUUGAAAUGCCAAGGUCUCAAGAAGGACAAGGUUUAUGGAGCUCAACAGAAACUCCUUUUCAUAACUUGUGCUGCAGACAUUCAGUGCAACUAAUUAAUUAAAUGUUACAUUGUGCAGUUCAUUGCAAAUCCACUGAAAAGACUUGGAGUGAUAGUAGAGUGGAGUGUUGUAGUGGUUUUGGAAAAAGUCAAAAGUGCAUAUUAUUGCUGCAUAUUGUGCUGUGCUAAGGGCAUUUGAGUUCUAAUUGUAUUAGAAGUUGUAAAUAUGUUGUGCGUAUGGAUAAGCCGUGGAAGAUCGAGAUUUAUGCGUAUGGACAAGUUGUGGAAGAUUGAGAUGUACAACGCUAGGCUUCAGAAGACCAGAAGGAUUCAGUGUACUGCAAUGGACAUGAUUCAUACACCUGAAACAAGCAAGGUGUCGAGGUUGUAGAUGUUGAAAUCCUACAUAAGGAAUCAUGUAUGAGAUUGUGUUACCAGUGCAAACUGGAGUUAGCUAUCAGUCCUUUGGUAGCUUGGCAGAAAUAUUGACAGUAUUAACAAUUGAAAAUAAAGUUUCAGUUGGUGUAUUUUAGCCUAAAACUCGUCAGAAUGCCAUUAAAAUUAAAUGUUGUAUAA